Messenger RNA from Monodelphis domestica (gray short-tailed opossum), 2466 nucleotides. It is a transcript of the gene SERPINB11, whose product is annotated as serpin family B member 11. Gene Ontology annotation, biological process: negative regulation of endopeptidase activity. The record is from RefSeq and is a predicted model, not a curated record. Gene Ontology annotation, molecular function: serine-type endopeptidase inhibitor activity. NCBI's taxonomy places the organism in Eukaryota, Metazoa, Chordata, Mammalia, Didelphimorphia, Didelphidae.
CUUAGAAAACCCCACUCAAAUACACUAGCUUCUGGAAGGAGGAACUACUUCCUUCUUUAGUAGAGCUUCUUUUAUUUUUUUAAGAUCUUUCUUUAAAUCUUCAGGGACAGAGUUGAGGCUGAGAAAUCUCCCUACAUUUGUCACUGAAAAGGGAGAUGAGAAUUAGGCGCAUGUCUGGAAAUCAAUCUCUGCCCUGCAAGAGUGUUUCCAGGAUGGGCAACAACCCAGAGCCAACGACCAAAGGGAUUUCCUUAUAAGUGUGUUAUACCUCCCUCUGCUCCAGGUGACUGAAGAGGCUGAAUCACUAGGACACAAACAGAAAGCCUCCAAGGGGGAGGGGCAAAAAGGCAAAGGAUUUAUAUUUCCUCAUGAUGGAUGCAACUCCAGCCUCACUGGUCAAGCUGUAAACUUCACCUGGAAAAAAAGCAAAAAGCCCAGUAAAAAUGAGCCUCGACUUCUUGAGUAACUAGUGGAAAGGAUCCUGGAUUUGGAGUCAGAAGGCUGACAUUUGAAACCCGGCUCUCUACCUUAACCCUCUGUGCUACUUUGGACAACUCUGAGUUUACAAUGAACUCUCUCAGUACAGCUAAUGUUGAAUUCUGCUUGGACGUUUUUAAAGAACUGAGUAGCAACCACGUUGGGGAGAAUGUCUUCUUUUCCCCUGUGAGUUUGCUCUAUGCCCUGAGUAUGCUUUUUCUGGGUGCCCGAGGCAACAGUGCAGCACAGAUGGGAAAGGUGCUACACUUUAGUUAUGUGGAAGGAUCAUCACAUCCAGGACUUGAGAACUCUUCUAAGUGUGGUCUAACUGGAGGGAUACAUUUAGAGCUGCCAGCACUAUUCUCUCAGAUCAGCCGGUCGGACAGUAAUUCCACACUUGGCAUCGCCAACAAGCUCUAUGGAACCAGGAAUAUCAAAUUCCACCCACAAUAUUUAACUUGUUCUGAAGAGCUCUACCAAUCUAAGCUGCAGACUGUAGAUUUUGAGCAUGCUCCAGAAGAAACCAGAAAAACGAUUAAUGCUUGGGUUGAAAGUAAAACAAAUGGAAAAGUCAAGAACCUGUUUAGUAAAGGAACAAUUGACACUUCUUCCAUCAUGGUCCUGGUGAAUGCUAUCUACUUUAAAGGACAGUGGCAGAGUAAAUUUCAGGAAGAGCAGACGAUUCAAAUGCCCUUUAAGCUAAGAGAGGGUCGGAGUGUACCUGUGCAGAUGAUGCAUCAGAUAGGAACAUUUAAAGUGGCUCUCAUAAAGGAACCUCAGAUGCAAGUCCUUGAACUCCCAUAUGCUAGUGGAAACCUAAGCAUGAUUGUACUUCUUCCAAAAGACACAGAUCAAAUAGAACAGAUUGAGAAACAGCUGAACUUGAAGACAUUCAAACAGUGGACCAAUUCUUUGAUGACAGAGAGGGAAGUUGAUGUUCACUUUCCUCGAUUCAAACUUGGAAUGAAAUAUGAGUUAAAUUCUCUGUUAAAAGCCCUAGGGAUAACAGAUAUUUUUGAUCAUUUAAAAGCUGAUCUUUCUGGACUCUCUCCAAGUAGAGAGUUAUAUUUAUCAAAAGUCAUCCAUGAAUCCUUUGUAGAUGUUAAUGAAGAGGGCACAGAGGCAUCUGCUGCAACUGGUGAUAUUGUUGUGGUAAAGAGGCUUCCUAUUCGGGACCGGUUCAUAGCUGAUCACCCGUUCCUUUUCUUCAUAAAGCACAUUAAUACCAACACAAUUCUUUUCUGUGGCAGGUUCUCCUCUCCAUAAACAAGGGGGUAGUGGUGGUGUCAGGGUUAGAUGCAUCUGAAAAGGCACAAGAGUAAUUAAUAUGCUUCUACCACAUUGGGAGAGUAUCACAAGAUUACAAAGGAACAUUGGUGUAUAAAUUUUUUCAUUCUUCCUUUAUCUCAUUCCUUCCUUGACAAGCUCCAAUGAUGACAUGUCAAAGUGAUAAAGACAAUUAAAGAAUUAGUUUUUCCCAGCUGGACUUCUUCAUGAUCUGGAGAACAAAUCAAAAUAAGCAUAAACCACAUUUCCCACAGAGAACCAUGAAAACUCAACUCUGCUCCAGACAAAAAAAUUCAUUAAGUACCUACAAUAUUCCAGAUAUUGUGCUUGGUGCUGGGGCUAGAAUGGUGGAAUAGCUUACAACAAUGCAAGCCAACAGGGAGUUUGAAUUUUAGAAGUCUCCUUUUGAACUUAACAUUCAUGUAUAAAGAAUUAUUGUUAUUUUGUUGAAAAACAUCAUGCUGGUUAUUAAUCAACAAAAAAGAAUUAUUUCAACUCCUUUGAUAAUUUUUUAGAUCCUGGAUGAAUUAAAUAUAAAAGGCAACUUUGAAAACUUUAAUUUGUAUGUUUUCUUGUGAUAAUUGAAAACAUAGCAUUGGUUGAAGGAAACUCAUUGCUUAGGAGAGAAGUUGAGUGGUUUGUUUAUUUGUAUUUCUCCUACCUGGAAAGAGUAAAUAAAGAGCAAGUUAUGUAUUCUCAGUA